ACAUUCGUGGCUUCCGAGGCGAUCGCAUCUUCGUUUUUUGGCCCCAUCACACGCUAUAUAAAAUGCUGGAGUCGUGCUCAAAGGCAGCUCAGUCAAGUCCGUUGCGUCGUCGCAUUUGCACCGCCGAGUCUCGUCUAACACACUCUUGACAACAAAAAAGUCCCCAAUCCUCUGGUACAGAGAGAACAUUCAGUGAUCUACCCAGUGUUGUGUGUUUAAGUGUUUUUUUCAUUUAAUUAAUUUCUUUUCGCGAAAGGAGCUUUCCACGAAUUUUCCGGCUUUCGCUGCACUUUGCACUUUUCUAUUCUUCGUUACUAAUUUAAAAAAGAAAAUCAAAGAUGAGGGAAAUCGUUCACCUGCAGGCCGGUCAGUGUGGCAAUCAGAUUGGGGCAAAGUUCUGGGAGAUCAUCUCUGAAGAGCAUGGAAUUGACUCUACUGGAAUCUAUCACGGGGACAGUGAUCUGCAGCUGGAGCGAGUUAGUGUGUACUACAAUGAAGCUUCAGCCGUUACACGCAUGUCGGGUGGCAAGUAUGUGCCACGUGCCAUUCUGCUUGAUCUCGAACCCGGUACCAUGGAGGCCGUAAGGUCAGGUGCCUACGGGAAGCUCUUCAGACCCGACAAUUUUGUCUUUGGACAAUCCGGGGCUGGAAAUAACUGGGCCAAGGGACACUACACUGAAGGGGCUGAGCUCGUUGAUGCCGUUCUGGAUGUUGUGCGGAAGGAAUGCGAAAAUUGCGACUGCCUUCAGGGAUUCCAGCUCACUCACUCACUCGGCGGUGGCACUGGGUCUGGCAUGGGGACGCUGCUCAUCUCAAAGAUUAGGGAGGAGUACCCUGACCGAAUUAUGAACACGUACUCAGUGGUUCCCUCACCUAAAGUCUCCGACACAGUAGUUGAACCCUACAAUGCUACUCUCUCCAUUCAUCAGCUGGUUGAGAAUACGGACGAAACGUACUGCAUUGACAACGAAGCCUUGUACGAUAUCUGCUUCCGCACCCUCAAGGUCCCCAAUCCCAGCUACGGGGACCUCAAUCAUUUGGUCUCACUCACAAUGAGCGGCGUGACGACGUGCCUGCGCUUCCCGGGUCAGCUGAAUGCUGAUCUGCGUAAGUUGGCCGUGAAUAUGGUGCCGUUCCCGCGACUUCACUUCUUCAUGCCCGGCUUUGCUCCACUCACAUCGCGUGGUUCGCAGCAGUAUCGCGCCCUCACCGUACCCGAGCUCACGCAGCAGAUGUUCGACGCCAAGAACAUGAUGGCCGCUUGCGAUCCACGCCAUGGGCGCUACCUCACCGUGGCAGCCGUCUUCCGUGGACGUAUGUCCAUGAAGGAGGUGGAUGAGCAGAUGUUGGCUGUGCAGAAUAAGAACAGCAGCUACUUUGUCGAAUGGAUUCCGAACAACGUGAAGACGGCUGUUUGCGAUAUUCCACCCAAAGGACUCAAAAUGUCAUCCACCUUCAUUGGAAACACAACCGCCAUUCAGGAGCUGUUCAAGCGAAUCUCCGAACAGUUCUCCGCCAUGUUCAGGCGUAAGGCCUUCCUGCAUUGGUACACGGGUGAAGGUAUGGACGAAAUGGAGUUCACAGAAGCUGAGAGCAAUAUGAAUGACUUGGUAUCCGAAUACCAACAGUACCAGGAGGCAACAGCUGAAGAUGAAUUUGAGCAGGAUGAAGCAGCCGAUGAGAUUGAAGGGGAAUGCGUCUAAAAUCGCAACCAAUGUGCAUUUUUUAUACUCCCAAAAAACACUUAAUUUGUAAUUUUUUUUAAAAAAAAAUAAUUCAUAGCCUCUAAGCUCUCCUAAAAUGCUCCCACGCAUUUAUCCUGCCCCCAAAGCUGCACUAACUUAUUCGCCAGCUAAUCUCAUUAAUUCUGCCAACAUUUAUUUAUGCCCGAAAGUCAUCUAACGUCUUUUCCAAAAAAAAAAAGGAUUUCGUGUGUGCAUUUAAUGUAUAAGGAUAUUUUUUGUAUUAAAAAAAAAUUAAUAAUAGAAUCGUUGUUUCUGCACAAUUCACGCAAUAAAUUGUCGCAAUGAGACAUCAGCAUCACCCAAAGAAUGAUUUUUUUUGUUUCGUUUUCAUGUUUAAUUAUGUAAAGUCUUUUUCUGAGAAAAGAGAACUCUUGUAAUCAUCUAAAAGUGAAAUAAAUUUUUGAUAGAGACUUUCUAAA
Lutzomyia longipalpis is the source of this 2164-nucleotide messenger RNA. Its product is annotated as tubulin beta-3 chain. The record is from RefSeq and is a predicted model, not a curated record. Gene Ontology annotation, molecular function: GTPase activity; GTP binding; structural constituent of cytoskeleton. The transcript is spliced from 4 exons. NCBI's taxonomy places the organism in Eukaryota, Metazoa, Arthropoda, Insecta, Diptera, Psychodidae. The coding region runs from base 339 to 1703 and encodes 454 amino acids. Gene Ontology annotation, biological process: mitotic cell cycle; microtubule cytoskeleton organization. Gene Ontology annotation, cellular component: cytoplasm; microtubule.